Messenger RNA from Cicer arietinum (chickpea), 1838 nucleotides. Its product is annotated as probable serine/threonine-protein kinase PBL16. Gene Ontology annotation, biological process: protein phosphorylation. Gene Ontology annotation, molecular function: ATP binding; protein kinase activity. The record is from RefSeq and is a predicted model, not a curated record. NCBI's taxonomy places the organism in Eukaryota, Viridiplantae, Streptophyta, Magnoliopsida, Fabales, Fabaceae.
GUAAUAGAAGAAGCACCUUCUAUGCGCACUAACAUGAAAGUGCACUAAGCCACAUUUUGAAUCACUACAAAUUAACACACCUAAUUCAUUCUCUUUGUGGGUCCAUCCAUCUUCUCCCAUAGCCAAGCCAACACAACUCAUCAAUACACAACACUCACUCAAACCCCAUCAUUGCCAUCACUAAAUUAUCUCUCACUCUUUCUUUCUAUCCUUUUCCAAAAUGUCUCCAUUCACACUCUAAUUUUGUAUGCCACGUUUUUUUUUUUUAUAUAAUUAAUUUCAAUUUCUUGGUCUAUAAUCUAAACCAUGUGUUUUAAUUGAGGGUGAGAAAUAAAUAAACACUAGAGAGAAAAAAAAGUUUCUAUAUUUUUUUUUUUUUUUGUGAUGGGGUGUUUGUAAAUUAAAGAGCUUGCUAGUGCAAACUUCAAAGCUGUAUUUGAAUUUUUGGCAUAAUGGGAAAUUGUUGCUAUAGGUUGGAAUCAUCAGAUUAUAGAGUCUCAUCCAAUGCAAAAUCAGAAAAAAACCAGGCAAUAAAAGAAAGGCAUGAUGAUAGCAAGUUACCAUCAAAUCCUAAAGAAGUUGAAGAUCUUAGGCGUGAUUCAGCUGCAAAUCCAUUGAUUGCAUUCACAUAUAAAGAGCUAAAGAUAAUAACUGGAAAUUUUAGACCAGAUCGUGUGUUAGGAGGAGGUGGAUUUGGAAGUGUUUAUAAAGGCUUUAUUUCUGAAGAGUUAAGGGAAGGACUUCCUUCUCUUCCUGUUGCUGUUAAGGUUCAUGACGGUGACAAUAGCCAUCAAGGUCAUAGAGAAUGGCUGGCAGAAGUAAUAUUUUUGGGGCAGCUUUCACAUGCAAAUUUGGUAAAAUUAAUUGGAUAUUGCUGCGAAAACGAACAUAGGGUGCUAAUAUAUGAGUAUAUGGCACGGGGAAGUGUGGAAAACAAUUUGUUCUCAAAAAUUUUGGUUCCGUUACCAUGGUCUAUAAGAAUGAAGAUUGCAUAUGGUGCUGCAAAGGGACUUGCAUUUCUUCAUGAAGCAGAUAAACCUGUCAUCUAUCGUGAUUUUAAGACAUCUAAUAUUUUAUUGGACCUGGAUUAUAAUGCAAAGCUUUCUGAUUUUGGGCUUGCUAAAGAUGGACCUGUUGGAGACAAGUCCCAUGUUUCUACUAGAAUCAUGGGAACAUAUGGAUAUGCUGCACCUGAAUACAUUAUGACAGGUCAUCUUUCUCCAAGAAGUGAUGUUUAUAGUUUUGGUGUUGUUCUUCUUGAACUUUUGACUGGAAGAAAAUCUUUAGACAAAUUAAGACCAGCCAGAGAACAGAACCUAACAGAAUGGGCUCUUCCAUUGCUUAAAGAAAAGAAGAAAUUGCUAAACAUUAUUGAUCCAAGGCUAGAAGGUGAUUUUCCACUCAAAGGAGUUCACAAAGCUGCAAUGCUUGUAUAUCAUUGCUUGAACAAGAAUCCUAAAGCAAGACCACUUAUGAGAGAUAUUGUUGAUUCAUUGGAACCUUUGACUACAUACACUCAGCUCCCUAUUCAAAAAACAUUUACUAUUAUCACUGAAUCUCAUCAUGAUCAAAGUAAACAUCAAAAUUAAUUAGUUAUAAGCUUCAUUGUUUUUAGCUUAUAUAUAAAUUUUAUUUCUAGGGACAGGUUUUGCCUUUACUUCACAUUUAGGCAUUUUCUUUCUAUUUUAUCUUUUUUCUUUAUUUGUGUUUCAACAUUUUGGUUGUCCUAUGCAAUGGGAUUUAUGUAUGGACUAAUGUCAAUUUAAACAGAAACAAACAAGCAAUGGCAGCACAUUAUUAGGUGUUCUGUUCUUUUAAUAAUAUUCAUAUUUCCUCUA